Numida meleagris (helmeted guineafowl) is the source of this 7993-nucleotide messenger RNA. RefSeq names its product carbamoyl-phosphate synthase 1 (gene CPS1). Gene Ontology annotation, cellular component: carbamoyl-phosphate synthase complex; cytoplasm. Gene Ontology annotation, molecular function: metal ion binding; carbamoyl-phosphate synthase (glutamine-hydrolyzing) activity; ATP binding. The transcript has 38 exons. Bases 1650 to 6152 code for a protein of 1500 amino acids. Lineage: Eukaryota; Metazoa; Chordata; Aves; Galliformes; Numididae. The record is from RefSeq and is a predicted model, not a curated record. Gene Ontology annotation, biological process: 'de novo' pyrimidine nucleobase biosynthetic process; L-glutamine metabolic process; L-arginine biosynthetic process.
CUUCAGCUGAGCCCCUUGCCUCACCCCUAAUCCCGAUGCCCACCUAGGCACACCUCUUGCAGGGCUGGUUUUAUCCCCUUCCCCCUUCCUCUCUAGUUUAAAGCCCUAUUCGUAUGCCUUUGUAUGUUAAGAUGACCUUUCUAGUGCAAGACAUAGGUCUUUGCAGUCCAUUCACUCACAAGUGUGCCUUUGCUUUUUGUGCAUCCCCUUUCUCAUGUAUCUCUGACCUGGAACAGUACAAGCUAGAUUCCAACAAGUAGAGGAGUAGCUACCAACUGUACAGUUCCCAGAUCCUUGUAUUUUUUUCUCAUCUCUCUCAAGUUUUGUCUAUGAGUCAGAAUGAUUACUGUGUAUCUUCUUGUAGGUAGAAUGGUUAUGUCUUUCCUAAACCACCCUCUAGUUACAAGGGAACACUGCUGACUUGCUUCUCUCAACUCUGCACGCUUGCAAAGCUCUUGCUCAAGCUGUGAAGUCUUGUACACCCAGCGUGUCUUCCACACUAUCUCUGUCCAUCUUUCUUUCCAUUGUUGGGUUCAGGCCUUUCCCAUACCUUUCUAACCCAAGUCUCCAAUUUGCUGUUCAUCACAGGGGGCACCCAUGCCCUUGUCCUCUUUUCUCUUUUACUGUGUGCACCAUGGUUCAACUUGGUGCUAUGAUGAGCUGUGCGGGAUGUACUUUCACAUGAUACUGCCAUCAACUCAGACUAAUCUCAAACUACUGGAUACAAAAAAGUCCUAAUUGUUACUGUCAGUGAUUAAAGAAAGAUUACCUAAAUCCUUUCCAGUGGUAUGUGUCCAGGAAAUAGGUGAUAGUCACAAAGAUCUGUGGCCAGGUAGGAGAUUGCAUAUGGAACAUUUUAUCUUAUUUCUGCUGUUGUCCAUUGUAAUUUUACCAAAAUAUGCUUUUCCUUUUGCAGCUGUUUAUUUUCCUCAUUGAUGUCCUUUUCAUUUCUCUGGGGAGGGACAGCGCUUUGGGAGCUGUGCUGGGAUUGCUAGUGACUAUGUGUUCUCCAAACACAGAACAAAAACUCUGCAGUUUUUAGUCCUCCCGCUUUCCAUCUUCUAGUACAGGAAUGCUUGUAGCAGCCAGUUACAGGUUAUCCUGCUUGCUAACACGUGGUUCUCAGUUUACUCGUUGGAGAGUACUGGAAAGCACACUAUGAACAGAGAGACUCCUAAUUUGCAUAGACCACUUGCUGUUAGGAGAAGAAUCAUUGCUGUUCUUUGUCACUAAUGGAAAUGUAAGGUGUUUGUUUCAGAGUGAGGACUGUAUUCCUUGCUGUAGGUGCGGUUUCUCAGCAAGCUUUGCUGUCUUCCAGUAGGUAAAGCUAGCAUCUGGCCUGUGAUGCAACCCACAUGUGUUGCUCAGGGACCAACCUGAAGAAAAGUUUUGCAAGGGUUCCUAAGCAAGCACCUCUUCAAGGAGGGGCGGGAGAAAGGUGGGGCUGCACUGGAGACUUUUAAUGGCAGAAUACAUGGGAGGGUAUAGGGCAGUGCUGUACAGUCAGUCCAGCACACCUGCUGUGUCUGUCCUCUUCUUCUGUUAUCUGCAAGAGUGUAUUGCCUAUGCCAAAUCUUGAAGAAACGCAUACAAGUGGAUUUUUGCUUUGACUUGUUUUCUUUAAACUUUACACUUCAGCAACUAUCAAGAUGACAAGAAUUUUGACAGCUUGCAAUGUGGUGAAGACUUUGAAAGGCAGACUGGAGUUUUGCAAAGUGUCUGCUGAUCACUGGAGUUUCUGGAGGACUGGUACCAGGUUGUUGAGCGUCAAGGCGCAGACAGCGAACUUGGUGCUGGAAGAUGGAACGAAGAUGAAGGGCUAUUCUUUUGGCUAUCCAUCCUCCACAGCAGGGGAAGUCGUAUUCAACACUGGUAUUUCUGGAUACACUGAAGCCUUGACAGACCCCAGCUACAAAGGACAGAUUCUUACACUGGCUAAUCCCGUUGUUGGGAACGGUGGCGUGCCUGACACGGCUGCGUUGGAUGAAAUAGGCCUCAGGAGAUUUCUUGAGUCCGAUGGAAUCAAGGUUUCAGGUUUGCUGGUGCUGGAUUACAGCAAUGAGUACAGUCACUGGCAGGCUGUGAAGAGUCUAGGAGAGUGGUUGCAGGAAGAGAAGGUGCCUGCUCUGUAUGGGAUUGAUACCAGAAUGCUGUCUAAGUUAAUUCGUGACAAGGGCACAGUACUUGGGAAGAUUGAAUUUGAAGGUCAACCCACAGAGUUUGCAGACCCAAAUAAGCAGAACUUAAUUGCAGAAGUUUCAACAAAGGAAGUCAAGGUAUAUGGCAAAGGGAACCCAGUUAAAAUUGUAGCAGUUGACUGUGGGUUGAAGAACAACGUUAUCCGUCUGCUGGUAAAGCAAGGUGCAGAAGUACAUUUAGUUCCAUGGGACCAUGAUUUUACCAGCAUGGAGUACGAUGGGCUCAUAAUUUCUGGAGGUCCAGGAGAUCCCAUGAAGGCCCAGGAAGUGAUUCAGAAUGUCAGAAAGAUCCUGGAGAGCAGUCGUCCAGAGCCUUUGUUUGGAAUUGGCAUGGGGAAUCUAAUCACUGGAAUAGCAGCUGGAGCUACUUCCUACAAGAUGCAGAUGGCCAACAGAGGACAGAAUCAGCCCGUCCUGAAUGUAGUGAAUGGACAGGCUGUCAUCACUACUCAGAACCAUGCUUAUGCCAUCGACAGCUCUACCCUCCCAGCUGGCUGGAAACCUCUCUUUGUGAAUGCUAAUGAUCAAACAAAUGAGGGAAUUAUGCAUGAGACCAGACCAAUUUUCACUGCACAGUUCUACCCAGAUGCAAAUCCUGGGCCGGCAGACACAGAGUUCCUGUUUGAUUCAUUUAUCUCACUGGUUAAGAGAGGGAAAGGCACUACCAUUGCUUCGGUCCUGCCCAAGGCUGGAGCAACAGCUUCUAGAGUGGAGGUUUCCAAAGUUCUCAUUCUAGGAUCUGGGGGUCUGUCGAUCGGUCAGGCAGGGGAAUUCGAUUACUCUGGAUCUCAGGCUGUGAAAGCCCUGAAGGAAGAAAAUGUAAAAAUUGUCCUCAUGAAUCCCAACAUCGCUUCAGUGCAGACCAAUGAGACCGGCUUAAAGCAGGCUGAUGCUGUGUAUUUCCUCCCCAUCACUCCACAGUUUGUCACAGAGGUCAUCAAGACAGAGCAUCCUGAUGGAUUAAUUCUGGGAAUGGGUGGCCAAACAGCUCUUAACUGUGGAGUGGAGCUCUUCAAGCAAGGAGUCCUGCAGCAGUAUGGUGUGAAGGUCCUAGGUACAUCAGUUGAGUCCAUCAUGGCUACAGAGGAUAGAAAGCUUUUUUCUGAUAAACUGGUGGAGCUAAAUGAAAAGAUUGCUCCUAGCUUUGCAGCAGAAUCGAUUGAAGAUGCUUUGGAGGCAGCUGAGAAGAUCAGGUACCCGGUCAUGAUACGUUCUGCUUAUGCCCUUGGUGGUUUGGGGUCAGGCAUAUGUACUGAUGAGGCAAGUUUGCUGGACCUUGGUACGAAGGCAUUUGCAAUGACUAAACAAAUUCUUGUGGAAAAGUCAGUUGUUGGCUGGAAGGAGAUAGAAUAUGAAGUUGUGAGAGAUGCUGCUGAUAACUGUAUUGCAGUCUGCAAUAUGGAAAACAUAGAUGCAAUGGGAGUCCACACAGGGGAUUCUGUCGUAGUGGCUCCCAGCCAGACACUCACUAAUGAGGAAUUUCAGAUGCUGAGGGAUCGUGCCAUCAAGGUUGUCCGAUAUUUGGACAUUGUAGGAGAAUGUAAUAUCCAGUUUGCUCUGCAUCCAACUUCCCUGGAAUAUUACAUCAUUGAAGUUAACGCCAGACUUUCGAGAAGUUCAGCUUUGGCAUCCAAGGCAACAGGGUAUCCAUUAGCGUUCAUUGCUGCCAAAAUUGCCUUGGGGAUCCCCUUACCAGAGAUCAAGAACGUAGUUACAGGAAAAACCUCAGCCUACUUUGAGCCCAGCCUGGAUUAUGUUGUUACCAAGAUACCCCGCUGGGAUCUGGACCGUUUUCAGGGCACCUCUAACCGGACUGGGAGCUCUAUGAAGAGCGUGGGAGAGGUCAUGGCUGUUGGCCGCACUUUUGAAGAGAGCUUUCAAAAGGCCCUCAGAAUGUGCCACCCCUCUAUAGAUGGCUUCACUUCACGUCUGCCCAUGAACAAAGUCUGGCCAGCCAUCACAGAUCUCCAGAAGGAACUCUCUGAGCCAUCCAGCACUCGAAUAUAUGCAAUGGCCAAGGCCUUGGACAACGGAGUCCCUGUGGAUGUCAUUCACAAGCUCACAGGCAUUGACAAGUGGUUCCUGUGUAAGAUGCGUGGCAUUGUGAACAUGGAGAAGAUCCUGAAGGAAGUGAAGUAUGGAGAAAUUCCAGAAGAGAUGCUGAGGAAGGCCAAACAGAUGGGCUUCUCAGACAGACAGAUUGGGAAAUGCCUGGAACUGACUGAAGUCCAGUGCCGCCAGCUGAGACUGAGGAAGAACGUAGUGCCCUGGGUGAAAAAGAUUGACACGCUGGCAGCAGAAUACCCGGCGGUAACUAACUACCUCUACGUCACGUACAACGGCCAGGAACACGAUAUAAAAUUUGAUGACUGUGGAGUGAUGGUGUUGGGCUGUGGACCAUAUCACAUAGGUAGCAGUGUGGAAUUUGAUUGGUGUGCUGUCUCCAGUAUCCGCACGCUGCGUCAGCUUGGCAACAAAACGGUAGUGGUGAAUUGCAACCCAGAGACGGUGAGCACAGAUUUUGAUGAGUGUGACAGACUGUACUUUGAGGAGAUGUCACUGGAAAGGAUUCUGGACAUCUACCAAUACGAGGGAUGCAGUGGCUGCAUUAUUUCUGUAGGCGGGCAGAUUCCCAAUAACUUGGCAGUGCCACUACACCAGAGUGGAGUGAAGAUCCUUGGCACGAAUCCUUUGCAGAUCAACCGGGCAGAAGAUCGCUCAAUUUUCUCAGCUGUUCUGGAUGAGUUGCAUGUGGCUCAGGCUCCCUGGAAGGCAGUCAACACUCUGAGAGAUGCAGUUGAAUUUGCAGGCUCUGUGAGUUACCCAUGUUUGCUGAGGCCUUCCUAUGUUCUAAGUGGGUCUGCAAUGAAUGUAGUAUUCACCGAAGAGGAAAUGAAAAAAUUCUUAGCAGAAGCCACCAGAGUCUCUCAGGAUCACCCUGUGGUACUCACUAAAUUUAUUGAAGAUGCCCGCGAGGUGGAAAUGGAUGCUGUAGCCAAGGGAGGAAGAGUUAUUGCACAUGCUGUUUCAGAGCAUGUGGAGGAUGCAGGCGUUCACUCUGGAGAUGCCACUCUCAUGUUACCCACACAGAGUAUUAGCCAGGGAGCCUUGGAGAAGGUAAAAUCUGCUACAAAACAGAUUGCAAAUGCCUUUGCCAUCUCUGGUCCAUUCAACCUGCAGUUCUUGGUGCAAGGCAAUAAUGUGCUGGUAAUAGAGUGCAACUUGCGGGCUUCACGCUCCUUCCCUUUUGUAUCGAAGACUCUGGGUGUGGACUUCAUUGAUGUGGCCACAAAAGUGAUGAUUGGAAAAGAGGUUAAUGAAUCAUCCCUCCCCACACUGGAGCAUCCCAUUAUUCCAUCCAAAUACAUUGGGAUUAAGGCCCCACUGUUUUCCUGGUCCCGGCUGAGAGACGCUGAUCCUGUUCUCCGAUGUGAAAUGGCCUCUACUGGGGAGGUUGCGUGCUUUGGGGAGGAUGUGUACUCUGCCUUCCAGAAAGCUAUGCUUGCCACUGGAUUUACAUUUCCUAAGCAAGGAAUUUUGAUCGGAAUCCAGAAAUCCUUCCGCCCCAAAUUCCUUGGUGUAGCAGAACUACUGUAUGGGGAAGGCUUCAAGCUUUAUGCCACUGAAGCAACCUGUGACUGGCUCAAUGCAAACGGUAUCCCUGCAAAUCCUGUGGCGUGGCCAUCGCAGGAAAGCCGGAGUCCCAGCCUCCCUCCAGUCAGGAGGCUGAUAAGGGAUGGGAAAAUAGAUCUGGUGAUUAACCUGCCUAACAGCAACACCAAGUUUGUCCAUGAUAAUUAUGUGAUCCGGAGGAUGGCUAUUGACAGCGGGAUUGCUCUUCUCACUAAUUUCCAGGUGACAAAGCUUUUUGCUGAAGCUAUCAAAUACUCUGGAAAAUUGGACUCCAAGAGUCUCUUCCACUACAGACAAUUUGACAAAGGAGACGCUGCAUAGAAGAUCUAUGUCCAGCCUGCAAUCUUAACUGCUUCUGGCACCACGAAAGAGAUCUCAGAUCAUCCAUCUGACCAUCUUUCCAUGCAUUUUAUAGCAUCUGCACUGUUUGUCUUCCCAUCUUAAGCAAACUAACUCCCAGCAAGUGCUUUUGGUUGUUCAUUGGAAAGCCAUGUUCUCCCCAGCCUUUCCACCAUCUUCUCUCCAUUUCCACUUAGGAAUAAAUAUUACUUAUUAGAUGGAUAGAUCCAGAUGCCACCAUAGCAGAGUGAUGGGAGAUACAAAUGUUCCUCCAUAGGAGCAGUUCUUUUGAUAACUAAUCUGUUCUUUCUUAGAUGUUUUUGGAUCCAUAUGCCCAGAUGUUCUCAUGCUGAAUUGCUAGUGUUUGGCCCCAAACUCCCAUAGAAAGAUGUGUAGCUGCUUCUUCCUAUUGCUGACUUGAAGAUUUUACAACUUUAUAUAAUGAAUAGGCAUCCUCCUGCACAAUCUACCCAAUGAUACCAUGGACAACUCUCAUGGUACAGAACUGCUGAGUGUGAUGGGUAUGAUAGAACCUCUUUAAAGACAAAAGAUCAUGAAUUCCUAACGAUUCCCUGCAACAGCUGAGAGGCAUGAGGCACAUACUUUCUACUUUUUUUUUUUAAAACCCUGGCUAAGCAUCUUCUUUUAGAGCCUGCAGAAGUGAUGGGUAAUGAAGACUCUGUGUUCACAUUUUAAAAUCUUUUAUUUAAAAAAAAUCUGGUUUAUCAUUCUGAAUUCAAGCAGUUGUUACUGCCUUAUAAGGGUUCUCUCUCAGCUUUGUGUUUGGCUUCAAAAAUGGGGAACUCCCGGAAGACUUCUUUGUACUGCUGUCCAAUGUUUUGUGCUGUGAUUGUGAGCAUUAAGAGUGAAUCCUUCCAGAACAAGGUGAAAGCGUGUCAGUACGUUAAGCCUCCCGAUUAAGGGGCCCCUUCACUUUCACUCUAGCCUUUUCUCCUGCUUUUUCAGCUCUAGCAAUGCCUGCAAAUCCAGCCCAUGGAGCAGGCUUCUGUUAUACCACCUGUUGCACGUCUUCACUUACUGAUUGUACAGCAGAAGAGUUCCACAGCUCUGUGGCUAACAGCACUGUAUCCAGUAUAUGUAUACAGCAGUCUCUGUGCCUACCUCUAAAUGUUGCUAGGGACUACGUGUUUGUCUUUUUUCCCCCCAUAAAGCAGUAUGUACACAGCAUGCCCUGAAGUUGAAAAGAUUCAAGUUGAACUUAAUGUGAUAACAUUUCAGAAGUAUAUCAAAUCUGAUGAGAGCUGUUAUUGAAAGGUGCAAAGGAGAGGACAGAAGUUGUGAUGCCUUUGGCCAUCAGAGGAAUCCCUGAACAACUGAUGCUAAAUGCCAAGACCGAAUUUUGAGCUAAGUGUGGAUUUAUUUCUCACCAGGUUGAUAUUUCAAGUCCUCUGAUCACGGACAUCUCAUCAUAACAAACUGUUGUGGUGAACAUAAUCCUGCCUGCUGUGCACAGGGAGAACUUUUCACUUUUAGAGUAGAGAUGCUAUUAAAGAAAAACAAAACACCAAUCCAGAAGAGCCCAGGGCUAUCAACUGUUCACCCAUUCAGUUGUGAAAUGAAUGACUAAUGGUGGUUAAUGAAGCAGUGCUCUCUAAAUGCAUCCUGCACUUUCUUUUUCCAGUGGCAAAAAUUUCAUUAAUAAUCGAUGUCAUUCGACACAUCCUCCCACCCUGCUUUUACCUCUAGUAGUGAACAAAGUGACGUCUUAAAAUGUGUCUGUAUUCUCUUGUUCUUCAGCUGCGAUUUUGUUACUUUUCUCAAGAGCUGAAAAUGAAAUAAAUGCCCUGGAUUGUCACAGUUUA